Argiope bruennichi is the source of this 1274-nucleotide messenger RNA. Its product is annotated as acyl-CoA Delta-9 desaturase-like. Lineage: Eukaryota; Metazoa; Arthropoda; Arachnida; Araneae; Araneidae. The transcript is spliced from 6 exons. Gene Ontology annotation, biological process: unsaturated fatty acid biosynthetic process. Gene Ontology annotation, molecular function: iron ion binding; stearoyl-CoA 9-desaturase activity. Gene Ontology annotation, cellular component: endoplasmic reticulum membrane. The coding region runs from base 105 to 1100 and encodes 331 amino acids. The record is from RefSeq and is a predicted model, not a curated record.
CGAAGCUAACACUUUGAUAUCUGGUUUGUAAUUUUUUUUUAAAAGUGAACAUAUUUCUUGGAUUUGCAACAGAGUAUUGCUACACAUAUAUUUACAUAUAAAGAAUGGCUGUAAAUUUGACCACCUCCGAAAAAUUUUAUUCUGAAAAAGAUUCCGAAAAACAAGAAUACAAAAUAAAGAUAGUAUGGUUCAAUGUAGUAUUUUACAUAUAUCUUCAUGCAGCUUCCAUCUAUGCGCUUUACCUGGCCGUCACAUCAGCAUCAUGGAAAACUGUUUUAUUUGCCUUCAUUUAUGCGAGUUGUGGUGAACUGGGGAUUACAGCAGGGUCGCACAGGCUUUGGUGUCAUAGAUCAUAUAAAGCAAAGUGGCCACUAAGAGCUCUUCUUUGUUGCUUUGCUAGUAUUGCAGCUCAAAAUGACAUUUACGAAUGGUGCAGAGAUCACCGAGUUCAUCACAAAUUUACUGACACCAAUGCAGACCCGCAUAAUAUCAAGCGAGGAUUCUUCUUCGCUCACAUAGGAUGGCUGAUGUGCAAGAAGCAUCCAGAUGUGGCUAAAAGAGGGAAGUCUCUUCAUCUUGGAGACCUAUGGGCCGACCCGAUUGUUAGAUUUCAUAGAAGGUUCUACGUUCCGAUGUCACUUUUCUUUUGCUACAUCUUGCCAACUACGAUACCCGUCUGGUAUUGGGGCGAAUCUAAGUGGAAUUCGUUCUUCAUCGCUGGCGUGUUGAAAUACUGCUAUAAUCUCAACAUCACUUUUCUGGUGAAUAGUGCAGCUCACACAUUCGGCAGUCAACCUUACAAUAAGUAUAUUAUGCCUAGAGAAAAUGCUUUCGUUUCUUUCUUGGUGCAUGGAGAAGGCUGGCACAACUAUCACCAUGUCUUCCCAUGGGACUAUUCUACAAGCGAAUUGGGUUACACGUUGAACCUUACAAAAGCAUUUAUAGAUUUCAUGGCAUGGAUAGGUCAAGCUUAUGAUCUGAAGUCUGCUCAUCCUCAGAUGAUCAAGAAUAGGAAAGUGAUGACUGGUGAUGGUUCGAGAAUGAAGCAAAUGGGCGAAAAAGAACAACUGUUCCUAUGUUCUCAAUCAUAUGCUCCAUGAAAUUGUUUCAAAGAAGUCUUUUUUUUUCCCUUUUGUAUUUUUUUCAUAGAAAGCAUAAACUGAAUUUGAUCUGAUGAUUGGAUGAAAUUUAUUGUAAAAUCCUAGAUAAUCGAUUCAAUAUUUGAAAUUAUAUGAAAUUUUUCGCUUAUUUCAAAAUAAAGCAAUACGCAUUCA